CAUUUACUCACUUUAACGCGGAUUUGAAACAUGUUAAAAAUUAUAUUAUCUAGUUUUCUGCAAUAAAUGAUGAAGUGGAGUUGAAAGGUUCUAGCCUUGCAAACCUUUGGAUUUUGGUGCGGAAGAAAAAGUCCCAUGGUUCAAGUUUUCCAAACCUGAAGAAAAUAGAAAAAGAUUCCCAUUCUAUCUUUUUUGAAAAAAAGUAAUCCACACCGCAAAAAACCGCGUGAGCUGGGUACGAGAAGAAAAAGUCCCAUGGUUCAAGUUAUCCACAUGGCCAAAAACCGCGUGAGCUGGGUGCGAGGCAGCACUAGUGAUUUUUCUCAAGGAGAGAAACAAGUUAUCAAGAUUUCCAUUCUAUCUUUUCUGACAAAAAGUAAUCAAGGUUUUUUAUUUCUUCAGCUUUUACCAGAAUUUUCUUCAUCUUUUGCAUCCCUUAGUGGCCACCCAAAAAAAAAAAGGAAAAAAAAAAAAAAAAAGAAAACGGAAAUUGAUCUUCUGCUCUUUACUUGUUAGCAUUGUAGUAAGGAUUUUCUAAGUUUGUUGCAUCAGUAAGUUUUCUGAAUAUAUAUAUAUAGAAUAAUUGAUCUUUUGUUCUUUAUUUGUUAACUUGUACUGGGAUUUUCUUCGUUUGUUGCAUAAGUCUCCAGAAAUUAAAAAAAAAAAAUAUAUAUAUAUAUAUAUAUAUAUAAAGGAAAAAGAGAAAUGGAUAUUUGUAGUUCGGUUUUUGCAAAAACAACAGUGGACACCGUGAAAGCAAGUUGCCAACAGCUUAAUUAUGUGACUCGCUAUAAGAGAGAAGUUGAGCAUCUAACCAAGCAAGUUGAGAGGCUUCGUGACAAAAGAGACAGCGUGAGACGAGCGGCGGAGGCAGCAAGGAGGAAUUUAGAGCCCAUUGCUCCUGAAGUUGAGAGAUGGUUGCGGGAUGUGGAUGAGACCAUUCAGGAAACAGAAACCUGCUUUGGAAAUGAAAGAUUAGCAGAGGCAAAUAGGUGCCUUAGAGGGUGGUGUCCAAAUUUAAAGUCACGCUAUUCCUUGGGUAAGAAAGCUAAGAAAAUGACAGUGAACGUUGAUAAGCUACUUGAAGAGGGGACUUUCCAGAAGGUAUCCUACCCUCCUCGUCCCCCAGGGGUAUCACCUUUUUCCGAUCGGGCAGCUGAGAGUGAAUUCCUUAUUGAAGAUGUAAAAUCCAACCCUGCUCUUCACUCGAAUAUGAUAUUCCAUUCUACUCAGGCUGUAAGCGAGCUGGAAAUGGGUAGCACUUCCUCUGCAACAUGUUACCCUGCUCGUCCAUUAGUACCCAUGGGACUUUCUGAAGGUUUUGAAUAUAAAUUACCAUUCACAAAAGAGGUCUUAGAGGCUCUUGAAGAUGAGAGGGUCAAAAUCAUUGGCAUUUCCGGGCUUGUCGGAGGGGAAGAGGCUGUGACUCUGAAGGAAUUCAAGCGAAGAGUGGACCAUCUAUUUGAAGAUGUUGCUACGGCAGUUGUAUCUCCAAAUCCAAACUUGGAAUGUAUACAAGGUGAAAUUGCGAAUUUGCUAGGACUGGAUAUGGAAAAUAAGAAUUUGAUAGAGCGAGCGAAGCUGCUGAGUGAUAGAAUGACCAAGGCUUCUAAGAGGUUCCUUAUAAUAUUGGUUGACAUUUGGCAAACAUUCAAUUUGGAGGCAGUAGGAAUUUCACAUGUUGGGGUCGGCAAUGGUUGCAAGAUUAUAUUAAUGUCACGAAACCCAAAUACGUUCAGGGAGAUAAGAAAGCAAAGAAGUUUCAAAUUGAUAUCGGUUUCAACAUCCAAUAUUGGAGGGCCCAUUCUUGAUUUUGAAUCAAGAAAUUCAAUAGUUAGACAAGUCAUGGACGAUUUAAAGGAUGAUCGGAUCAAUCCGAUUUUAAUAUGUGGGUUGGGCGGUGUAGGAAAGACAACAAUGGUGACACAGAUUCGCGAUAAAGCAAAAGAACAGGGUCUAUUUGAUGAGAUUGUGAUGGUGGAUGUUACCCGAGAUGCGAACAUAAAGGACAUUCAAAGUGACAUGGCAGACUAUCUUGGUUUAGAUAUAUAUAAUUUAUCGAGUUCAACUGCAAGAGCACAAAAGCUAUAUGAAAGAUUAUCUGUUCCUAAAAGGGUUCUUGUGGUAUUAGACAAUGUUUGGACCAGACUAGAUUUGAAGGAAGUUGGAAUUCCAUCUCCCAGGCACCAAACGGGCUGCAAACUUUUGGUAGCGUCCCGAAACCAAGAUAUCUUCAAUGAGAUUAAGACAAAAAAGAGACUCGAAAUUGCUGGUUUGCUAGAAUCAGAAGCCUGGAGUUUGUUCAAGGAGGCGGCAGGCAGUUCCAUUGAAUCUCCUCACUUGCGCCCAAUAGCUGAACAAGUCCUGGGUGAAUGUGGUGGCUUGCCAAUUGCUAUCUCAACCGUCGGUAGGGCCCUACAGUAUAAAAGCAAAGAAAUAUGGAGCAAUGCACUUACAGAACUAAGAAAGGCCAAUCCAGAUCACAUUUCAGGAAUGGAAAAGGAUGUAUAUGGUAAAAUUAAGCUCAGUUACGAUUCUUUAGAGAGCAAAGAAGCCAAGUUAUGUUUUUUGCUUUGUUGCCUAUAUCCGGAAAGCAGUAAUAUAGCCAUUGAAGAUUUUCUGCGACACAGGCUUGGGCUUGGGCUAUUCAAAGACUUUGAUUUAAUCGUGGAGGGAAGGAACAGUGUACUAGCGUCAAUUGACAUACUCAAAACUUGUUACUUAUUAUUAGAUAGCGACAAGGAAGGGUGUGUUAAAAUGCAUGACGUGGUACGUGAUGCCGGAUUAUUUAUAGCUUCUAAUAAUGAAAAUGGAUUUGUUGUUAGACAGAGGUUGAAACAAGAGGAUUGGCCCGAGAGUGGUUUGGAAUAUGAAUACACUUCCACUGUACUAAUGAAAGGUGCACAAACUGAGCUUUUGUUGGUUUCAGGCACUGAUUUUAAUACUACGGAACUACUGGGGACUAUGUUUGAUGGAAUGGAAGGACUCAAGGUGUUAGACUUGAAGAUGACACAUUUGGGGAGGUCAAUAUUGUCAUCACUUCCACAGAUGAAACAUCUACAAACACUGUGUCUAGAGCAUUGCGAAAUUUCAAAUAUAUCAAUGAUUGGACAAAUGCAGACACUAAUGAUACUGAGCUUGCGUGGGUCCACAAUCUAUGAAAGUCAAUUUUCGAGGGAAUUACCAAGUGAGAUUGGAAAUUUGUCCAAUCUAAGGUCGCUAAAUUUGACGGGAUGCUGUCUCUAUAAAAUUGGACAGGGUGUCCUAUCGAGGCUAGUAAAGCUAGAAGAACUGUACAUGAUGGGUAACUUCGAACGGAUACUUCUCUAUCAGAAACAGCGAUAUGCUGACUUCGAACGUGAAGUACAAGAAUACUUGAUGUGCUUUUCAGAGCUUGUUUUCUUGAAAAAUUUGACAACCUUAGAAGCUUUUUUUCCUCCAAGUCUAGAGAUUUUACAAUAUACCAUAUUUUUUGAAAAGCUUGACCGAUUUUACUUUACGCAAGAAGCAAGUGAAGAAGAGUAUUGGAGUGAUGGAAAUUAUUAUAGUGGGAAUACCUUAGUACUUAAUGGUAGAAACGAUGUUGUCGCUGGCAAUGGAGUUAAUGUGUUGUUAAAGAAAGCUAGAAUUGUAUACUUAGAAGAGGUAAGAUUUGGGGACUUAAAUGAGAUAUGGUUUGUGAAUGUGAAGUCUCUGACCCUCCGUCACUGUUAUGGACUUAAAUAUCUCAGUGACGUGACAUUAGAGUCAGCUCCAACUGUUGCUUUUCCUAUGCUUGAGUUGUUGAACAUCGAUGGCCACGAUAGGCUGAAAGCAAUUUGUCACGGUGAACUUCCAAGCCGAUCAUUUGAAGAAUUAAGACAAUUAUUCUUAACGAACUUACCUGUAUUGACACAUUUGUGGAUAGCACCGAGGCAGUCUGAAUUUCUCAGAAACCUAAGACGUGUUAUAAUUAAAAGUUGUCAUAGCUUGGAAUCUCUCUUUCUAUUCUCAACCAUCAACAAUCUGGGCCAGCUUGAAGAGCUAGAUAUACAAGAUUGCCCAAAGAUUAAAGAGGUUGUUACGUUUCAAGGUUUGGAUGAAGCAUGUGACAUCAAAUUCCCAUUUUUGAUACGCUUGAAUCUGAGAAGACUACGAAGUCUUAUGGGAAUAAGUAAUGCAGUCCGUAGGAUUAAUUUUCAUGUAUUGAUCACCCUGAAGCUUGAACAACUACCAGAGCUUACCAGUCUUUUCCCAAAAAAUAUGGUUCUAGAAAGUAGCUCUAAUGCUGCCGAGCAAUAUUUAUUUGAUUCAAAGGUUAAUAUAUGUCCUCAAUUAAAAUUUUUGGUGGUGGAGGGAUGUGAUAACCUUUCAAUUGUUUUCUCAUCCGAAUUGGUGCAAAAAGUGCAAAAUCUGGAACAACUUGAAGUAAGGCAAUGUGGCAAGUUGAUAAAAUUAUUUGAAAUUGAAGGUCUGCACAUGAAAGAAAAGCAUGCCUCUGCAGUGAAAUUCUCUUCCUUAGAAAAAAUGGAGUUGACUGAUCUACCCAUGUUGGAAUACGUGUGGAAGGCACCUCCAAAGAUUCUGGCAUUUCAGAACCUAAAAUUGCUCCAAGUUGUGCGCUGUAGGAGUUUGAAGAAUGUUUUCCCCUUCUCCAUAGCUCAACUUCUAGGGAAACUGGAAUCCAUUUAUAUAAACGACUGCGAUGGGAUGGAAGAAGUUGUUGCCACAAAUGAGGGCCAUGGUCAAAAUGAUGCUGGAGAAACAUACGAGAAGAUUGUUUUUCGUCGAGCAUCUACUAUGCAUCUUGAUCGGUUACCUUGCGUUGAAACUUUUUGCUCUGUUCCUUGUACAGUUGAAUGGCCAUCACUGACAACUUUGGUGCUCUGCUGUCCAAGUAUGAAUGAAUUUGUCCCAGCAGUUCUAUCCAACAAUAUUUUCAAUGAAAAGGUUGAUUUUCCAGUCUUGGAGACCCUGGAACUUCGUGAAAUGAAGCACAGGGAACAUAUAUGGAGUAGCCAACUUCUACCCUACUCCUUCUGUCAGCUAAAACACCUAAACAUAUCUAAUUGUACCGCUCUAUUUCUUUUGCUUCCAUCCUAUAUGCAAAAUAGAUUGCAAAAUCUAGAGAAGUUGACAGUGAGUGAUUGUAAUUUGCUUCAAAGUGUUUUUGAACCAGCUGAGAGUAUGGAUUCAGAACCGAGCUUUCAGAAUCUUACAUCUAUUAAUAUUUCUGAAUGUAAUGGCUUGAGAAAUCUACUCUCUACUUCCAUGGCCACAGGGCUAGUGAAGCUUCAAAAUUUAUCUGUAAGAAAGUGCGGCGUGAUGGAAGAAAUAAUCACAAAAGCAGAAGAGGGUGAGAGUAAAGAAACAAAAGGUAAGACGGUGCUUCCUCUAUUAGUAACUUUGACACUCGAGAUCCUGCCAAAGCUCACAAGUUUCUCGCAAGGCAAAGCUACUUUUGAAUGGCCAUUCAUACAAUCAAUAGAAGUUAAUGGGUGCAGAAAAAUGAAGACUUUCUUUUUCCAAUUGAGCCCAACGAAGACUUCCAUUGUCCGAUUUGGUACUCCGCAAAGCGUAGAGAAUGUGAAAGCAAAUAUGCAUGAUGGUCACUUUUCGUGGCGGAAACGAUAGUAUUCUUCAAACUAGUAAAGGUCCAGAGAAAAUUCAGAUUCUGUUCCCGUGGUAAUGCUCUUUGAUUAGGGUCGCAUCUAUGAUGGGUUUUAAGCGGAUGGGAAUGCAGACCGUGGAAGCCAUUGCUCCGAGAUGAACUGUGCUAUCCUCUUCCUCUUCUUCUUACUGCUUAGGUUGCAAUGUUGAUAGUUGACAUGAUGAGCUGAUGGUUGCAUGGUUUGUUAUAAUUGGGUGUUAUAUCGAAAAAAGAAAAAAAAGUAAAAAUUAAAAAAUUAAAAAAAAAAA
Molecule: messenger RNA, 5898 nt
Organism: Ziziphus jujuba (common jujube)
Lineage: Eukaryota; Viridiplantae; Streptophyta; Magnoliopsida; Rosales; Rhamnaceae
Exons: 4
Coding region: 706-5613 (1635 amino acids)
Molecular function (GO): ADP binding
Source: RefSeq, a predicted model, not a curated record